Messenger RNA from Vicia villosa (hairy vetch), 2423 nucleotides. RefSeq names its product probable serine/threonine-protein kinase At1g54610. The transcript has 7 exons. The record is from RefSeq and is a predicted model, not a curated record. Bases 464 to 2254 code for a protein of 596 amino acids. Gene Ontology annotation, biological process: protein phosphorylation; positive regulation of transcription elongation by RNA polymerase II. NCBI's taxonomy places the organism in Eukaryota, Viridiplantae, Streptophyta, Magnoliopsida, Fabales, Fabaceae. Gene Ontology annotation, cellular component: cyclin-dependent protein kinase holoenzyme complex; nucleus. Gene Ontology annotation, molecular function: cyclin-dependent protein serine/threonine kinase activity; ATP binding; RNA polymerase II CTD heptapeptide repeat kinase activity.
GGAAGAAAUAGGUGCACUAUGUAAAAUGAAUUUACUCUACGGAUGUUAUUUUGAAUACUCACCCAUAUCUAAUGCAGAGUGCAGUGAAAGGAUGAGUAGAAAAUUAAUUAAAUUGGUAAAAGGAAAAAAAUAGAAUGAACGAGUUUAUCUAUUUAUGGCAGUAUGGUGAGGUGUGAAUGUAUGAGGGAUUCGUUAAGAACAUAGUUGUUAGUUUCAUACUUAAUCGCCAUAGACGGAGAUAGCUAAGUUAUUGAAAUGAUCCUUUCUCAUAAUUCCAAAACAAAACAUCUCCAUUCUCAAUCAUGCCGGCAACUAUCUGGAAACGAAACUUCCAUGCACCUUCCUUUUCACCUUAUCUAUAUAUCUUCUUCCACCUGUUUCCUUUUUUUAAUAUUAAUUCAUCUUAUAUAUAUCUAACACCAGAAUAUGCUUUCAACUUCAUUCUUUCCUUCCCAAACAUAUCAUGGGAUGUGUCAAUAGCACCUACACCCCCCCUCGAAACCGAAACCGGACCCGACAUGUUGACAAGUUCAAAGAUCAGUAUGCAUUCAAACCUAUCAUCCAUAACAAGAAUCAUCCAUCCAAACACGUCCAAGUAAAGCCUAAGAAGAGAGUUGUGAUUGUGAAUACUAAUACUAGUACUAAUUCUGGAGCAGGAGAGGGAGAAAGGGUUGAUGAUAAGAUAAAUGAUGUAGCUAGAGAUAUCAACGAUGAUAAGUCUGAGGAGGAAAAGAAGAAAAAGAUGAAUGCAAUCUAUGAUGUUAAAGUGGAAGAAGAUGAGUGGCCCAAAUGGCUAGUCGAUAAUAUCUCCCAAAACGUUUUAGCUACCUUGAUUCGCAAGACUGCUGAUUCCUAUGAAAAACUAGGAAAGGUAGGACGUGGAACAUAUAGCAAUGUAUAUAAAGCUAGAGAUAAGGAGAGUGGAAAGAUAGUUGCUUUGAAGAAGGUAAGAUUUGACACUUCUGAUUCUGAAAGCAUCAAGUUUAUGGCAAGGGAGAUUAUGAUACUGCAGACAUUGGAUCAUCCCAAUGUUAUCAAACUUGAAGGACUAGCAACAUCAAGGAUGCAAUAUAGUCUUUAUUUAGUCUUUGAAUACAUGCAAUGUGACCUUACUAGGGUUAUCUCACGCCCUACGGAGAGACUCACUGAAUCACAGAUCAAGUGUUACAUGGAACAACUGCUUUUGGGACUUCAAUAUUGUCAUGAGAGAGGAGUCAUGCACAGAGAUAUUAAAGCUUCAAACUUGUUAAUAGAUAAAGAAGGGGUGUUAAAAAUUGCUGAUUUUGGGCUUGCAAAUUCUUUAAAAAUAAAACCUAAAGGACCUCUUACAAAUAGAGUUGUGACACUUUGGUAUAGAGCUCCUGAACUUCUUUUAGGUUCAACUGAUUAUGAUUAUAGCAUUGAUAUAUGGAGUGUAGGCUGUUUGUUGGCUGAAAUGUUUGUUGGAAGACCAAUUAUGCCUGGGAGGACAGAGAUUGAACAGCUUCAUAUGAUAUACAAACUAUGUGGUUCACCUUCAGAAGAUUACUUGACAAAAAUGAAGUUAAAGACAAGCUUUCGUCCACCACAACGUUAUAAAGCUAGUUUUGAAGAAAACUUUAAGGAUUUUCCUUUGCCAGCUCUUAAUCUCUUGACUACACUUCUUGAUCUUCACUCCCAACAUCGUGGCACUGCUGCCUCUGCUCUUCAAACUGAGUUUUUCAAAUCCCGUCCAUUAGCUUGUGACAUUUCAGAAUUACCGGUAAUAAUCAAUAAAGGUGAUGAUGAACGCUCUCAAAAAAAGAGAGGCAAAAGGCGGAAAGGUUUGAAAAAAGGGCAACUAUCUAAAAGAAGUGCAAGCAAUUUAAGCCUGUCAGGAAUGAACCAAGCUGCUGAACAAGGCAAGAUAGAUUCAGAAACAUCAAAGGAGGAGAAGGGUCUAGGACAAAACAUGCUAGGACAAGAGCCAGAAACAGGAAAUAGUGGAAGCAGCAGAACUUCGUCAAUAUUUACUAGCGAAAGGAGCCUGAAUGCAUCUAUAUCUCCGGUUUUUCUUUCAAGCAGUAAAAUAUCCCCCAAAACUGAAGGCCAUCCUAAUGCUCUUAAGAAUAUAAAAAACUACACACUCCUACAGGCAUCUAUACUUGAUAUGAUCAACCCAAAAGAAGGCAACGAUUUUGGUCAGUUUCGCAGGUCCUUCUCUACAUUGGAUUUUCGGCUUGAUCCUGAGAAGCUAUCAAGUCUCUACGGGUCGAAGAUGGACCAUGAAGUGUGACUCUUAUUCCAUGAUGCACAUGGUCUAAAGUUUCAAUAUUUUAGUUCUAAUACCUUAGUAAUAGACAAGAAACAAAGAGAUGAAAUGGAGAGGAUUUCUACUUCAGCCAUAUUCCCUCUUGAAUGAAAUAUAAGCAAAAAGUAUAUCUGAAAAUUGAAGUAUCCGGUGA